GCAUCAAAAAUCUUUGCUUGCCAUCUUCUACCUCUCUUUUCACGAUUCCAAUGUGCAGAUCAAUCUUUCAUAGUUGUAAGCUCAGUUCAAGAUGAAUCUCUAUACGCCUGGUGAUGGGUGGUUUGGUACGCAUGUCACAUGGAAAGAUAUUGAAGAAGAUAUGCGAAGGGAGCUAAACACCGAAGCUAUCUUUGGAAAGAAUAAAAACGUUGAAAACAUUGGAGAAGGGAAAGGCUUCAUGUCUAGGAUUGUACUCGUGGACCCGGAUUGGCAGCAUAAGGAUAGAAAUCUGCCUGAAAGAUUCGUCGUAAAAAUACUAACUCUACUAGCAAUGCGCAAGCUCAAUGACGACAUGGUAGAAAAAAAUGGUACCGACAGCAACUUUUUCACUGAAGAGCUUAUGCGUGAUUUCGAAGAACGAGCGAAAGCUCUCCACAAUGCUGAGGUAACGCUUUACAACCACGUGAUGACAUUGCAGGCAGGGAAAUUCCCAGCACCAAAGAUAUACUACACAAGAAAAUUUUCUGAAUCAAAUCCAGUGAAAGGCUAUAUUAUAAUGGAGCAUAUGGAAGAUGCCAAGAUUGUUAAUAUCUAUGAAAAUGUUCCACCAAAAGCUAUGAAUAAGAUACUACAUGCUCUGGCGUUCUUGGAAGCUUGUUUUUUAAAUGUGAACACAAAGAAAACUGACCAUUUCACACAAAACAUGUUUUCAGAGCUUUAUGGGCCACUCCUUGACGAAAAGGCCAUUGAAUCUUCAAUCCAGUCAUUGCGAAAAUUUGGGGGUGAAUACUUGGCAGAAAAGAUAGACAGCCUGAAUGAUGUAGUAAGGAAAUUCCUGGAUGCAACCACCGCGGACGGGUUGUCGGAGGAGCUUGGGAUGCAGCGAGUUGUUUGUCAUGGCGAUUUAUGGUCAGGAAAUAUUUUAUGGAGACGAAGUGAUGACGAUGGUUUGGACUUAGCAGCUUUGCUUGAUUUUCAGACUGUGAGUAUGGGCUGCGCAGCUUCUGACUUGGUUCGCGUUUUUUGUGCGUGUCUCAGUGGGCGAGAUAGGCAGGAGCACUGGGAAGAGCUGCUGGAACAGUUCUAUGGCUAUUUGAAGGAGGAAAUCUCGGAUCAGCUAUUGCCGUAUAGUCUUGAGCAACUUAAAGAAUCUUACCUCCGCUUCUUUCCUUUUGGUGCAUUUUUGAUUGCAUCACUUAUCGGAGGACUUUUCGAUAUUCUAUGUAAAAAUCCAGAUGAAGAGCAGAAAAAGAAGAGCAUGCAAACAGCAAGAGAAAAGCUUGAGUGCCUCCUGGAUGACAUUGUUUUCUUCUACCAUCGAAAUCAGAAGUCACUGGAUCAAGAACACCCAAAAAAUAUUCAUAACCAUUCAGCUCGAGGGACGUUAGAUUUGUGUUUCAAUGGACACUUUGUACAGCGUGUGCAAAAAGCUGCUUCCUUUUAG
This is a messenger RNA of Cylicocyclus nassatus, 1444 nucleotides long. Lineage: Eukaryota; Metazoa; Nematoda; Chromadorea; Rhabditida; Strongylidae. The record is from the annotation of a GenBank genome assembly.